Messenger RNA from Peniophora sp. CBMAI 1063, 654 nucleotides. Lineage: Eukaryota; Fungi; Basidiomycota; Agaricomycetes; Russulales; Peniophoraceae. The record is from the annotation of a GenBank genome assembly.
AUGGCUUCCUCCACCACCCGGCGGGGCGCUUUCAUCGUUAUUGAGGGUCUUGAUCGGUCCGGAAAGAGUACUCAGGCCGCCGCGCUUUUCAAGCGACUGGAGGAGCAUGGCGUUACCACCGUCUUGCAGAAGUUCCCCGAUCGGACAACUACCAUAGGGAAGAUGAUUGACGGAUAUCUGCGCUCUGCCACUGAGAUGGACGACCGUGCGAUCCAUCUCCUCUUCUCUGCGAAUCGCUGGGAGAUCGCGGCAUCUAUCGAGCGUCAACUAUCCGCUGGAACUCUAGUACUGUGUGACCGCUAUGCUUUCUCCGGCAUCGCGUUCUCCGCUGCGAAAGGCUUGCCCUAUGAAUGGUGCGCAUCCCCAGACGCCGCUCUACCAGCACCAGACGCAACAUUGUUUUUCGAUGUGACCCCGGACGUCGCGCGAACGCGGGGAGGCUAUGGGGAGGAGAGGUACGAGAAGGAGGAAAUGCAAUCACGUGUGAGAGAUGUAUUUGGUACUAUUGCGUUGAGGAUGGGAGAGCGCUGGACCAGAAUAGAUGCAGGGAGAUCGGUCGAAGAGGUAGGGGAUAGUGUGUGGGCUAUAGUCGAGAAGUAUACAGAUGGAGUGGAGGGUCCUGUAAUGCGUCUGUGGCCGGACACAUCUUCUUGA